CGAUAACGCACCGGUGAAAGAGUCACGGCCCGCGAUGAUGAGAAGAAGGAUCUUAGGGCUACGACACUUUGAAGAGAUGGCUAUCGCGGGAACGAACGAGCAAUGCUGUGCAUGGCAGCCUGAACUGGGUCAGGAUGAGGACAAAUACUGUUGCAUCAGCAGUUGCAUAUAAGAGUCUAGUCCAUCCUGAAAGGACAGGCAUCACAGUACUGGAGUCUGAAGCUUUGCCCCCUUCAUCAUCUCCAAAACCAUUAUCUCGCCUGCGACCUGCGACGGCAGCAAGUUCGAGCCAGCAUAUAACUCUUCGAGCAGAGGUUGCUUCGAUGUCGUCCAUCUUCAUCCUCAUCAGGACCAUAUUGCAGAUCUUCGGAAUCGCACCGCAUUUGUUCUUAUCAAUCAUCAGUCACUAUCAGAGCUCCAAGUCAACCGCAAGGCUGUCGCUGCAAAGAAUGUCGAAGCGCCUUCAGGGUAGUCGCAACUCGAGUCAGAAUGUAGACAGGGAGCCUGACCCAGAACCACCAGCAGCACCUCCUAGGAUUUUCAUUUUGUCCCAAAAUAGCAACCCGAGUGGAUCUCAGCCUCAGGAACAGGACCCUGGUCCGCCACACUUUCCCACGUCAUUUCCGCGGUACGCGUCGCCAUGCUUCAAUGAUAAUUUUACCCCUAACAAAAUUCCAGAUGUCCCUCUGCGACGUCGACACAGCAAGUCUCAGAAGACGUUCCGUUUACAGCGCCUCAGCUCAAGCCGAAGCCUGAGCCUGAACCGCAUCCAGCACCACCGUGAGUAUUCGCUCGUGUGCGACGCUACGAAGACGUGAUCAUCCUCUCUUGCAACAGUCGCGUAGCGUCCCAUUCUCCACCAGCUUCCUCACCUCUCUCGUCGUAUCCACGCCCACGGGCCCCCAACAGCCCCGUAGACCAAGUCUUCCACGCUACCGACUUCGACUCCGCACACAAACGCUUCACAAUGGGGUCAAAGGCCAGCAAGCUCUCGCCGAAGAACGGCAAGCUGCAGUCAGUAUGAGGAGGAAG
Molecule: messenger RNA, 1032 nt
Organism: Didymella exigua CBS 183.55
Lineage: Eukaryota; Fungi; Ascomycota; Dothideomycetes; Pleosporales; Didymellaceae
Exons: 4
Coding region: 135-818 (227 amino acids)
Source: RefSeq, a predicted model, not a curated record